Phragmites australis (common reed) is the source of this 1973-nucleotide messenger RNA. Its product is annotated as putative F-box/FBD/LRR-repeat protein At1g78760. The record is from RefSeq and is a predicted model, not a curated record. The coding region runs from base 439 to 1659 and encodes 406 amino acids. Lineage: Eukaryota; Viridiplantae; Streptophyta; Magnoliopsida; Poales; Poaceae. The transcript is spliced from 3 exons. Gene Ontology annotation, molecular function: protein binding.
UUUUGCCCAUAUGUUGAAAUGCCUAUUAUACCCCUUGGGUCCUGCUCCCCAUCGAGAACCCUAGCGAUGCGACGUCGCCUUCCUCCAUUGCUUCCGAACGCAGGUGCCGCCUGAGAUCCCAGCAGCCCCAUCUCCUUGUCCAUCACGUGCCCACUCUCCUACCUCUCCUCCCGUCCUCAUCACAUCCAAGCAGCCGCUCAUCUCCCUAGUGCAGCAGGUUUAUUCCCCACUUCGCUCCACCUCCCCUUCGAUUCGAUUCGAUUCGAUCUAGGAAUUCGUUUGCUGCCGUUUUUAUCCGCAAGUCUUUACUGAUUUCUUGCACCUUCUCAAUCGUUUUUCCGAUCUACGAAUUCUUGGCUCCUCAGUUCAUCACUUGUCCAUGAUGCAGCUUGUCUGGGCACCACAUGUUCGACGGAAUACCCCUGUGACUCCAACCCCAUGGCAGAGAAGUCUGGAAGCCGGCGCAUGGCGGCGGCGCGCGUUCCCGGCGGCGGAGCGAGGUGCAGGAUCAACGCCCUCCCCGACGACGCCCUCCUCCACGUCAUCUCCUUCCUGAACGCGCGCCAGGCCGUGCGCACGUGCGUGCUGUCACGGCGGUGGCGCCACCUCUGGCGCUCCGUGGCCCGCAUCAACGCAUCGUAUGAAGAGUUCGACGGCAUGGCUGACACCGACGAGGAGUGUAAUGCAUUGUUCAAGAAGUUUAUCAGCCGAUUCCUGAUACUCCGUAACCCCACGGCCUUGGACGAAUUCAGGCUCCGGUACAGCAUACCUGAUGAUGAUUCUAUUGAUUCUGUCCACCAGCUUGAAGCGGAGUCAGCAGACGCUAACCUAUGGAUCAACCAUGCAUUGCAGUGGAAUGCUCGGUCUGUCAAGGUCUCCGAAUGGGGUCUUAAAUUGCAUCUUGAUCCCGCGGUGUUUACUUCAAAUUACUUGAUAAGCCUGAAGCUUUCCAACGCUAUUUUGUUCCCCGGUUUCUUUAGGAACAUUCAAACUGGCUGCACAAAAUUGGAACGUCUGAUCUUACGUGGCUGCGCCAUUAAUGACAUUGAGAUUUCUUCCCAGACACUGAAGGUUUUGACCAUUGAUAUUCACUGUCACUUCACAUUUGAUGGCUGGGCUUCUAUUUCCGCUCCAAGCCUCAUUUAUUUUGGCUUCUUUGGUGAUGGCAAAAUACCUCUACUAAAUAACAUGGAAUCACUAGAGACAGCAUCAGUUUCAGUUGGUACUAAUCAUAUUGUGGUUGAUGAUAUCCAUCAGUUUCUUGGGAGCCUUUCUGGUGUUACAAAUUUGGACUUCUAUUAUCAAGGAAAAAUGCUGAAGAUGGAACACAAUUCGCACUGGUGCCCAAAAUUCAACAAUCUUACAAUCCUGACUCUUGGCGAUUGGUGUCUGUGUGCUGAUUUCUAUGCAUUGAUAGUCUUCCUUCAGAACUCACCUAAUCUGGUGAAGCUAACUCUAGAAUUCGAACUGAGUCCAGAUACAGGUAAAAAAUUCAUUGGCGAGCUAGAAGAAAGAUCUUUCACUUGUGACCACCUUAAGAUUGUUGAAAUCGUUUGCUCGGAGGAUUUGGAGGAUGAUCCUGUGGUAAAAAACCUGGAGAACUUUUUGCUUGGGAGUGGCAUAAGCCCUGAUCAGAUUGACAUAAUAAACUGGUGCUAGCUCAGGUUUUAUUUCUAUCAAGCGCUCACCCGAUAGUAUGUGAACCGACAGUCCCACAUAGAUAAACCAUCACCUACUUGCAGUUUUGUAGUAGUGAUGUGAUCUCUUGACGAGAAUAACCAUGUGUUGUUUGCUUGAAUAUUAAGGAAAAUAUAUAGGUCCGAAAGGGCCUAUGAUAUUUUUUUUCUUAUUUAGUUAUAUAACGGUGUCCUCCAGGGAGGAGGGAACAUAGAUAGGAGUGUUGGUUGCAAAAGAUGAUAUUGAACCCUAUGGCCACAGCUUGAGUUGAUGUUUGCAAAAUAGCAAAUUUCUUU